CGUUGGCAUCGACAUCAACCCCGAGAACAAACGAAAUCGUACACUGUUACAAUAAUCUGAUAAUAGUAGUUUUGCACCAUCAUGGUUUGUUUGUUUGCUUCGUGGGACAAAUCACCAAGCAAGGUAAAGGAAACCCAAAAUCACAGCGAUCAAGCCACCAUUGCAAUUGCGAUAACACGUGCGGCGGCAACAACGAUGGUGGGAGAUGAACCGUCCCCAAUCUCCUCUCCGUUGCUGAGUGGAAGUAUGAUCGUUGACGAUGCGAAAAGGAAAGGRGACUUUCUCCUCGUGCAGUCGGCGGGAGAGAACCAAACACAUCCAUCGAAGCGGCCAAGGCCCGCACAACUCACCGUCUGCGRCGCAGAGGAGCAGGYCGAACCGUACGCAACCCACCGACCAAGAAACAAGCCCAAACAGAGAACCCACGGCGCGAAAGCCGUCACCUUUGAUACGGAGCGCAACAAAACAGUCRCCGUACCUUCGCACAGGGACUACACWAUGGAAGAACACUCCUCCUACUAUUUCCAGCGAGCCGACUACAGCAACAUCCGAAGAGAAAUCCAAAGAACGAUCGACUUUGUCCGGUCGUCCGAGACGAGUUCGUGCGAUGGUGCUGCUUGCCGCGACGACCAAGCUCGUGCCACCGACGAGCACUGCGUCCGGGGCCUAGAAUCCCUAGUGGAAGGAUUUGUCAAGGAACACAAGAAAAAAGUCAUGAAGGCGUCACGGUCCGCCGUCUUUCGGUUUCAGAAGAGGCAGAGACGAAAGCGACAGCGGCGGCAGCUACGGGAACGACAACGAGACCCUGCCGACGCCGCCAGGAGGGACAGCGACGGCGACAGCGACGGCGACCAUGCCGCUGCGGUGGCGCUCGCCUUGGCCUACAGGAGGUGCACCACCGAGUCCGAGCAGAUCGCCCGGCGAUGGGGCCACUUCGACGCAAUCGAUGCCGGCAUCCGAGUCCCGCCACCGCCACCGGCUUGUCCCCGGGCGGGGGAUGCUACCGGCGGCCCGCCCGAUCGGAGCAGCGGCGAGAGCGAGAGCGAUUCCGACGAUUCCAACCAUGGAUCGUCGGUCGAGGAGCCGAGCGGCGGAGAAAGGGAGCCGCUCUCUUUGGACAACGACCUUGAUGCCCUGCCGGACUUGCUGCUCCUUCGAUUUUGAUGCCUCCAGUCAUUUCGAUCCAAUUUUGAUCUAGACCAAUAUUUUUYGCAAACAAUACAAAUAGAAUUYWWAAAAAAUA
Messenger RNA from Pseudo-nitzschia multistriata, 1243 nucleotides. Lineage: Eukaryota; Bacillariophyta; Bacillariophyceae; Bacillariales; Bacillariaceae. The record is from the annotation of a GenBank genome assembly.